AUGCUGCGGCAGCGCUGCGGGCGGCUCCUGGCCCGGCUGGAGCGGGCGCUGCAGCUGCUGGAGCUCGGCGGUAGCGUGGAGGAAGACUACAUCCAGAUUGCUCAGUGCUUCGAAGCGACGCGCCAGAGAUGCUGCCGCCUGGAGCGGGAUGGACGGUGGGCCCGCGAGCAGCUGGCUCGUGUGGAGGCCGAGCGGGCAGCGCUGGAGGUGAAGCUGAAGCACGCCCGCAACCAGGUGGAGGUGGAGAUGAAGAAGCGGCACCGGGCAGAGGCUGAGCUGGAGAAGCAGGAGCGCAAACUUCAGCUGGUCUUCGAGUCCCUGAUGCGGGAGCCAUGGGGCAGCGGGGUGCUGAGCAGGGAGCAGUGCUCUGUCCUCAGGGCCCUGGCUGGCCAGCGCCUUGGGACAGCCCUGGCAUCGGGCAGGAGGUCGUCUGCAGUGGACGAGUCAUGCCAGUCCCUCCUGUCCCACUCGGACAUCAGCUACGACCGCACUGAGGAUGAUGUGGAUGUUGAUAUGACCGUGGUGCGGACCCUGAAGCGCAAAGCCCAGGAGAGGCAGCGUGUGUCCCUGGCCCCUCAGAUCGGCCCCGUGGUGGUGGCGAAGCGGCACCGUUCUUCUGUGGCACUCCACAACACCGCGAGUGUCCCCCCCGUGCCCCCUCCUGCCGAGGUUCCAGGUCCUGCCGGCAGCCUCCUGCCUGCUGUUCUGGUGCCGCGACGCCGCUCUCGCCAGGGUCAUCGUGUCUCCACGCGUGCAGGGCCCCCUCCACUGCCUCCUCUCUCUGCAGAGCUGACCACGGUGUGGGGCACCAGUGAGGAUCCAGGCUGCCGUGCUCCGGGGCAGGAGAGCCAUACUGAGGGCAGCUCCGUGGGGCAGCCAGUGCCAGAAGCCUUCCCCUCGUCUCCACAGGGCCUUCCACCACUCCAGCACCAGUUCACCUCCAAAACGGUGAUCCGCCCUGAGCCGUGCGGUGUCUGUGGCUCCCGCAUCCGCUUCGGGAAGGCUGCCGUCAAGUGCCGCCGGUGCCAGCUGCUGCUGCACCCCAAGUGCCGGGAGCAGUGCCCCAGCCUCUGCACGCCCCGGCCUCACCACCAUGCCUGGCCCCGUGAGGGCGUGCUGGCUGACUUCGCCCCCCCCACGCCGCCCCUGGUGCCCGCGCUGGUGGUGCAGUGUGUGACCGAGGUGGAGACGCGAGGCUUGACAGAGACAGGGCUGUAUCGGGUGCCGGGUGCGGAGCAGCUGGUGCGGGAGUGGAAGCGGAGGCUGCUGCGGGCUGGAGGUGCACUGCCUGCCCUCAGCAGCGUGGCUGACAUCCACGUGGUGUGUGGGGUGCUCAAGGACUUUCUGCGGGGGCUCAAGGAACCACUGGUCACCUUCAGCCUCCACCCUGCCUUUCUGCAGGCUGCUGACAUCCCAGAUGAUGCCGCCUGCAGCACAGCCCUGCGCCACGUGGUGAGCAAGCUGCCCCCAGCCAACAGGGACACCCUGGCCUUCCUCAUGCUGCAUCUGCUCAGGGUGUCGCGCAGCCCCGACUGCAAGAUGGACGUGCUCAACCUGUCCCGUGUGUUUGGUCCGACACUGGUGGGACAUAGCUCGGCCAACCCCACGCCACUCGCCAUCAUGGAGGACACGCCGCGGCAGUCCAAGGUGGUGGCUCGGCUCCUCUCACUGCCACCUGACUUCUGGAGAGGCUUCGUGGGGACAGAGCAGGAGAACCUGGUGCCAACACCAGCUCCAGGAGGUGAACAUGAGCCGUUCUUCCACCCCAUUGCCUCCCCGGAGCCCAAGCCAGGCCAGCUGAGCCCAGCUGGCACCUGCUGCCUCCCCAGCACCCUGCGGAGCUGUGUGGGCACAGCCACCCGGCCCCCGCAGGGGCCAGCCCCGAGGAAGGUGGUGGGCCGGUUCUUCCCUUCUCCCUUGUAG
This is a messenger RNA of Haliaeetus leucocephalus (bald eagle), 1923 nucleotides long. Its product is annotated as rac GTPase-activating protein 1-like. Lineage: Eukaryota; Metazoa; Chordata; Aves; Accipitriformes; Accipitridae. The record is from RefSeq and is a predicted model, not a curated record. The transcript is spliced from 16 exons. Gene Ontology annotation, biological process: signal transduction. Bases 1 to 1923 code for a protein of 640 amino acids.